Arabidopsis thaliana (thale cress) is the source of this 2319-nucleotide messenger RNA. RefSeq names its product Pyridine nucleotide-disulfide oxidoreductase family protein. The record is from RefSeq and is marked reviewed. Bases 741 to 1502 code for a protein of 253 amino acids. Gene Ontology annotation, cellular component: mitochondrion. Lineage: Eukaryota; Viridiplantae; Streptophyta; Magnoliopsida; Brassicales; Brassicaceae. Gene Ontology annotation, molecular function: oxidoreductase activity; oxidoreductase activity, acting on iron-sulfur proteins as donors, NAD or NADP as acceptor. The transcript has 11 exons.
AAAAAAAAAAGGUCAACGUGAACUGCAGAGUGAGCUUAGAUGUUCCCAAAUUCGUUCAUAAACCCUAAAUUCAAUUUUCCCGAUUUAUCCCCAGCAAUUGUGUGAUAUCUUCUCAAUUCUCAUCUUUAUCUUCCUCCUUACACAGUAAAAAAAAUACGUUGUCUGAUUACUACUUACACUUUUUCUCAAAUCUAUCGCUACGAUUCCUUCUCUCAUAAAGCCUCCCAAAAUCAAUCAUAGACAAUCUCAUUAACAGUUUUGUGUUGAUCUCUAACUCCAUCGUCUUAGGAGUAAUUAAGUGAAAGAACCCAAAUUCGUUUGUCAUAGAAACCACAAUUUCGAGGGAUCCACGCACUUUCACAGUUUGCUACACUUUCAAAACAAGCCCUGGUCUUUGAAAUUGGUGAAAAUGAGUAGAUAUCUAGCAAGAUAUAUGGUGUCUAGAUACUUCUCUUCUGCUUCUUCCCGUCCUUUACACGUUUGCAUCGUCGGAAGUGGACCUGCUGGUUUCUAUACUGCUGACAAGGUAUUGAAGGCGCAUGAAGGAGCGCAUGUAGAUAUAAUCGAUCGAUUACCUACACCUUUUGGACUUGUUCGGUCUGGUGUUGCCCCUGAUCAUCCUGAAACUAAGAUUGCCAUUAAUCAGUUCUCACGUGUCGCACAACACGAGCGUUGUUCGUUUAUUGGGAAUGUAAAGCUGGGAUCGGAUUUAUCACUUUCUGAGCUGCGGGAUUUGUAUCAUGUGGUUGUGCUUGCAUAUGGUGCUGAAAGUGACAAAGAUCUUGGCAUUCCAGAGUUUGAGUGGUAUAUACUCUGCAAGAGAAUUCGUCUGGUGGUAUAAUGGGCAUCCUGACUACAGUAGUUUGAAACCUGACUUGAAAACGUCUGACUCAGCUGUCAUUCUUGGCCAGGGUAAUGUAGCUCUAGAUGUUGCUCGGAUUCUCUUAAGACCGACAACAGAGUUGGCGUCAACUGAUAUUGCUACACAUGCUUUAUCUGCGCUGAAAGAAAGUUCUAUAAGGAAGGUGUAUCUCAUCGGAAGACGGGGGCCAGUUCAAGCAGCAUUGACUGCUAAAGAGCUUCGAGAAGUUCUCGGGAUUAAGAACUUGCACAUUCGAAUAAAGCAGACUGACUUGAGUGUAACUCCUGCUGAUGAGGAAGAAAUGAAAACUAGUAGAGCCAGGAAGAGGAUCUAUGAAUUAUUGUCCAAGGCUGCAGCAGCAGCAAAAACAUCCGAAGCAGACCCUGAUCAACGAGAGCUGCACUUUGUUUUCUUCCGCCAACCUGACCAGUUCUUAGAGUCAGAUGAAAGAAAGGGACAUGUUUCCGGUGUAAACUUGCAAAAAACCAUUCUUGAAAGUGUUGGAACCGGAAAGCAAAUUGCAGUUGGUACAGGAGAGUUCGAGGAUCUUAACUGCAGUAUGGUGCUGAAGGCCAUUGGUUACAAGUCUGUUCCAGUCAAUGGUUUACCAUUUGAUCACAAGAAAGGUGGUAUAAUAUGAAAGUGUUGUGUAAUUAGUGUCUACGAAGAAAAAAAAAUGAAGUUGUUCGGAUUUUUUUGACUCUGCCUCAAUUGUUUGUUUCAAGGUGUUGUCCCAAAUGUAAAGGGUCGAGUGGUUAGUCACACGUCAGGAGACAUAUCACAGACUGAACCUGGCUUAUACGUAUGUGGGUGGCUCAAAAGAGGACCAGUAGGGAUAAUUGCCACAAACCUCUACUGUGCUGAAGAAACGGUAAGCAACAAGCUUGUCGACCCUGAAAAUAGAACUGAUGUUCUUUAACUAGGAGAUAUGUGUUUGUUGCAGGUUGGUAGCAUAAGCGAGGACAUUGAAGAAGGUGUUUGGAAGAGCUCAAAAGCAGGAAGCAAAGGACUGAUGCAAUUGCUGGAGAAGAGAAAAGUGAAGAAGGUGGAGUUUAGUGGGUGGGAGAAGAUUGAUGCCAAAGAAAAACAAAUGGGGAUUGAGAGAAACAAGCCCAGAGAAAAAUUAGUCACUUGGGAGGAUCUAUUAGCAGCAGCAGCCAACUAGGGCCAUAUUUUUUUUCAAUUAAUAAAAUUAAUGAUAGUCUUCUUCUUUUUUUCUUUGGGUCCAGAGAAUCAAUGAUUUAGUCUAGUAGACGGAAAAAAUAUUACUUUCCAUUUGUUAUUCUUUUCAAAUACAAAUCCAUAUUAUCUUACAUAUUAAUGUGGGAUUAUUAUGCUAGUUAAAAGUUAAUCCUAAUCUAAACAGUAAACAAUUUACUUAGAUGUUAAAGAUUUGUAUAUUUGUCAUGCAAAUGUAGAUGUAUUUUUAAUGUAAAAUUAAUGCUUAGUUUUCUAAU